Molecule: messenger RNA, 732 nt
Organism: Protopolystoma xenopodis
Lineage: Eukaryota; Metazoa; Platyhelminthes; Monogenea; Polystomatidea; Polystomatidae
Source: the annotation of a GenBank genome assembly
AUGGCUAAACUCCUUUCUACCUGGAAAACGUCAUAUACUAGCACCAAACACUUAUGGCGCAAAUAUAGCACUCAUAAAAUCCUUCUGUUUAUCUACAUCUUCGCCGUCCUCACAUGCUUUUUGGUGCUCUGUCAUUCUUUUUAUCAUUCAAAUUUCAGCGAUCAGACUCCUUGCUGCAAUAAGCAAAGUAAUUGCUUAGUUUCAUGGCCGCCCAACAUAGAUCUUAGCCGUCUGUAUGCUCAGACCGCUGCCAAAGUCGGGGUCCCAGUGGUUCGUUAUAUUCUUCCAUAUCUGGCCAAACGCCGCCCACAUUUCUUACGAAAUCUCCCCACCACUCAGUGCCCGCGCAGAACUAACAUGUCUGGGGAAACAUUGCUAAAUGGAGAGCUUCCGGCCAACACAUCGCUAAGUCAACCAGUCGAUCUUCUUCUUCUCGUCAAGUCACUUAGCAGUCAUUUCUCUCGUCGUGAAGUCAUCCGAAACAGCUGGGCUCGUUUAGACCGCUUCAAAAAACUUGGCCUCAUCGUUCGGCGGAUGUUUGUCGUGGCGAUGCCGAUAAAGUGCAUUAACAAGGCCACCAAGUUCAAUAUAUGUAAAACCGUAUCUCUUGAGGCAAAUAAUUUUGACGAUAUUGUUGAAUACAACCAUCCGGAAUCAAGCCUCAACAGUACAAACAUGCUUCUGUUCAACCUAAAGGUCAGUUUAGAAAACGGUUCUCCAAGUUAUGCUUAA